UGUACGAGUUUGUUGUCAUCUUACCCGUUUGUAACAGUGUGCCUUAGUUUGACGGAUACACAGGAUUCUCGAGGACUAUUCACUAGGCGAGCAAUGGAGUUCUCCUUCCAGUUGGUUUUGCUUGCUUCAAUAAUCAGUUGCUGCCUCGCCAUUCAGUGCUACGAGUGUACACUUACUGAGCUCGGAGCAGGAGAUCCCAAAUGCGAUGACCAAAUCUAUGAUCUGGACCCACCUUUCUCGAAAGAAUGCGAUCCAAAUGUCUACGAAAAAUGCAGGAAAGUCAAGACGUAUCUGGCCAAUGGCAAGACGAGUGUAGUUCGAGCAUGCGCAGAGCGAACAUGCUACGACAAAGGAUGCAAGAAAUUCGAAGGUCAAGUUGUCUGCGACCAUUGUUGCUUUGGUGAUUUGUGCAACAGCGCAAACUCAAUGACAUUUGACACGGCGAUGAUCGUUGCAUUGCUGUUAUCUGUGAGAUGGACAUUUUACUUGUGGUUGAAAUAA
This is a messenger RNA of Asterias rubens (European starfish), 501 nucleotides long. RefSeq lists its product as uncharacterized. NCBI's taxonomy places the organism in Eukaryota, Metazoa, Echinodermata, Asteroidea, Forcipulatida, Asteriidae. The coding region runs from base 94 to 501 and encodes 135 amino acids. The transcript is spliced from 4 exons. The record is from RefSeq and is a predicted model, not a curated record. Gene Ontology annotation, biological process: sleep; positive regulation of voltage-gated potassium channel activity; regulation of synaptic transmission, cholinergic.